Trypanosoma grayi is the source of this 930-nucleotide messenger RNA. Its product is annotated as cell differentiation protein. Bases 1 to 930 code for a protein of 309 amino acids. The transcript has a single exon. Gene Ontology annotation, biological process: negative regulation of translation; mRNA catabolic process. Gene Ontology annotation, cellular component: CCR4-NOT complex; CCR4-NOT core complex; P-body. Lineage: Eukaryota; Euglenozoa; Kinetoplastea; Trypanosomatida; Trypanosomatidae. The record is from RefSeq and is a predicted model, not a curated record.
AUGCAUCAGGGCCAUCCGUACAUGCAGUAUGCCCUUUACCAGGCGCAGCAGCCGGCGAUGAAGCCGUACCCGACGGUGGCGCCGGUCUCCCCUGAGACGAGGAGCAUGCUGACCCUCCUCGAGAACCUCUUCAAACCUGAGUUGCGUGAGAAGGCCAUUUUAGAUCUGGCAAGGCACCGUGAGUCAUUCCCGCUUCUCGGCCCCGCCCUGUGGUACGGCGUGGGAACUAUGGCGAUUCUACUGCAGGAGAUCAUCUCUGUCUACCCGCUCCUGAGUAUUCCGCAGCUCCUCGCAAAGGGGACGACUAGUCGAGUUGGUAGUGUGCUUACGCUUCUGCAGACUGUCGCAUUCCACGAUUCAACACGGCGUGUUUUUCUUGAGGCCCAAAUUUGCCUCUUCCUCUAUCCGUUUCUUCGCGGGUCGAAUGAGAGUGCGGAGGGUCUUCGCCUCACAUCGCUUGGUGUCAUUGGCGCCCUUGUGAAGACAGACGACAAGGAUGUAAUGCGCUACCUCCUCGGCACAGAGAUAUUUCCCCUCUGCCUGAGAAUCAUGGAGACCGGAACGGAGUUCUCAAAGACGCUGGCGACUUUCAUUGUGCAGAAGCUGCUGUUAUCGGAACUGGGUCUCCAAUACGUCUGCCAGACACCAGACCGAUUUACUGCGGUUGCCACAGUGCUGCGUAGCAUGGUCAACUCGAAGGACUGCAGUGCACGCCUUCUUCGUCACAUCAUUCGUUGCUACUUGAGACUUUCAGAGAACCCGCGUGCUUGUGAUGCGCUGAGCCGAUGCUUGCCAGAGGAGAUGCGAAACGACACGUACAAACAGGCAUUGGAAAGCAACCCUAAUAUGAAGAAGUGGUUGCUCCAACUACUCGUAAACAUUGGCGACGAAGGAGCAAAGAGAAUUGUUGAAGGAAACGUAAGUGCGUAG